Molecule: messenger RNA, 825 nt
Organism: Insectozyma verbasci
Lineage: Eukaryota; Fungi; Ascomycota; Pichiomycetes; Serinales; Debaryomycetaceae
Source: the annotation of a GenBank genome assembly
AUGUCAGCUAAUUUACAAACUAAACUAGAUAAUGCUUUAAAUGACAUAUUAAAAAGUGCUGGUUAUAUAUUUGAAAUCAUCAACAAUAAUAAAAAACAAAGUAAUUUAAUAACAGGUCCUAAUAAUCAAUUAAUUCAACAAAAUAUAAUACAACAAUUAACAAAUAAUAUAAAUAAAUUUGACGAUAUACUAGAUGAAACGGUAAGUAAAUUCAAUGAUGCUAAAUGGUGUAUUGCUACUAUGGUAGAGAAUAAACAGAAACAACAAGAGCUAAAGAUUAAAGAAGAAUUGGAGAGACAAAAAAGAGAAGCUGAAGCAAAGAGAUUGAAAGAAGAAAUGGAAGCUAAAAGAAAAGCUGAAGAAGCUGAAGCUAGAAGAUUAGCUGAAAUAAAAGCAAAACAAGAAGCUAAAGCUGAAACUGAAGCUAAAGAAAGAGCAGAGAGAGAAAAACAAAUGAAAGCAGACGAAGAAGCAAGAAGAUUGAAAGAAGAAGAAGAAAGGAAACUACAACAAGCACAACAACAACAACAACAACAACAACAACAACAGCAACAACAGCAACAACAAGAAGAAGAAAAGAAUUACGAUUUUAAUGAUUUUAUGGGUUUCGAUUUAAAUGAAAUACCUGAUGCUAACGAUAAUAAUAACAACAAUAAUUUUAACCCCGAUGAUGAUUUGGAUAUGAAUAAUUUAUUAGGUAAUGAAGAGCUGAUAUUAGAUGGAUUAAAUAUGACAUUAUUAGAUUCUGGCGAUAAUAAUCAACAACAACAACCAUUAAAUGAAGAGUUUGAUGUUGAUAAUUUUUUAAACCAGUUUGGUUCAUAG